This is a messenger RNA of Paramecium sonneborni, 257 nucleotides long. Lineage: Eukaryota; Ciliophora; Oligohymenophorea; Peniculida; Parameciidae. The record is from the annotation of a GenBank genome assembly.
AUGGAGCUGGAGUAAUAACACUUUGUGGAUCUUCAGAGAUUUUUGGAGGCAAUCCUAACUUUGAUACUUAAAUUGGCAAAGAUAUUGAAUUGUUUCCUAAUACAACUGUAUGAUUAAAUUUAAAAUUUUGGCAGUAAAAUAUUAUAAUUAAUCUUAGCCUUGAUAAUUGGGAAGGUGAAAGAAUGGAGGUCAAAGUUGAUAAUAUUAUAGUUUUUAGUUAAAUUUAAAGUUCUGGAUACUUUUAAACCUUAUCCUGA